Phragmites australis (common reed) is the source of this 1825-nucleotide messenger RNA. Its product is annotated as GDSL esterase/lipase At1g09390-like. The coding region runs from base 126 to 1382 and encodes 418 amino acids. The transcript is spliced from 5 exons. NCBI's taxonomy places the organism in Eukaryota, Viridiplantae, Streptophyta, Magnoliopsida, Poales, Poaceae. The record is from RefSeq and is a predicted model, not a curated record. Gene Ontology annotation, molecular function: hydrolase activity, acting on ester bonds.
ACACGCAGACAGAGAGAGAGAGAGAGAGAGCACAAAACACACUCCUCAAUUGACGCAUCAUUAGCGACAGCCGCAGUGGCUGGGUAGAGAGGCGGGAGGCAUUGUCGCGGCUGCCGCAGCCGGCCAUGGCGAGCGCGCUGAACGGGGGAGGCGGCGGCGCCGGCGGGGUGCUGAAGAAGAUGGGCGUGCUGCGGGUGCAGUACUACUGCGUGAUGGGCGCGGUCGCCGCCGCGGUGGUGCUCGCCACGCUGCGCUAUAUGCCGGGCGCCGCCGGCGGCGGCGGCAGCGUCGUCCGGGCGACCCCCGCCGCCGCCGCUGCCGCAGCAGCUCCCGGCAGUGGUGAGGGCGUCGGGGAGACCACCGGAGGGAAAAAGAAGAAGAAGGAACCGGGCGUGGUGCUGUUUAACUUCGGCGACUCGAACAGCGACACGGGCGGCGUGGCGGCGGUGAUGGGGAUCCGCAUCGCGCCGCCGGAGGGCCGCGCCUACUUCCACCACCCCACCGGGCGCCUCUCCGAAGGCCGCGUCAUCCUCGACUUCAUCUGUGAGAGCCUGGGCACGGACCAUCUGAGCCCGUACAUGAAGCCGCUGGGCUCGGACUUCAGCAACGGGGUCAACUUCGCCAUCGCUGGCUCGACGGCGACGCCCGGGGAAACCACGUUUUCUCUGGACGUGCAGCUGGAUCAGUUCCUAUUCUUCAAAGAAAGAUGCCUGGAGUCCAUCGAGAGAGGUGAGAGUGCCCCAAUUGAUCAGCGGGGGUUUCAAACUGCUAUAUACACUAUGGACAUUGGGCAUAAUGACAUAAAUGGCGUUCUCCACUUGCCCUAUGAUCAAAUGCUUGCAAAGCUUCCGCCCGUAGUUGCUGAAAUCAAGAAGGCCAUCGAGACAUUGCAUAAGAAUGGGGCCAGGAAGUUUUGGAUACACGGGACGGGAGCACUAGGAUGCAUGCCUCAGAAGCUUUCUAUUCCGAGGGACGACGACAGCGGUCUCGAUGAGCAUGGAUGCAUCACAAGCAUCAACAAUGUUUGCAAGAAGUUCAAUGCGUUGCUGAGCGAGGCCUUGGACGAUUCACGCUUAACGCUGAAAAAGGCGACGAUCGUCUUUGUGGACAUGUUCGCUAUCAAGUACGAUCUUGUUGCCAACCACACGAAAUACGGGAUUGAGAAGCCGUUGAUGACAUGCUGCGGUCAUGGAGGGCCCCCUUACAACUACGACCCCAAGAAGAGCUGCAUGACCUCAGACAAUGACCUAUGUAAGCUUGGCGAGAAGUUCAUAAGCUGGGAUGGGGUCCACUUCACCGAUGCUGCAAACGGCAUAGUAGCUUCUAAAGUACUCAGUGGUGAAUACUGCAUUCCCAGAAUCAAGCUGGCCACUCUGAUCUAGUCUGAUUCAUGAUGAUACGCCAUGGAAGCCCUUCAUUUGGUUUGUCUCAAGGAUGAUGAUGAAGAUGAAACUACUAACAGAACUGACCCCCAAAGUUAAUUAUUAUGAGGUUCUUACUUCUUACAGCCAUUGCGGAAGAGGAUUUUUUUUUGGGGGGGGGGGGGGGUACAAUUGGGGUGUGUGUAUACCUAGGGGAGAUGCAGAUGUCUGUACCAUGUUUUUUUUUUCUGAAUUUUGAUCAAUAAAUAGAGAUGAAUGUGUAACAUGGUUUUAUCAAUUUGUGGACAAAUUUCAACAUUCUACUGGCCAUGCCUUUUAUUCCCCUUGGGGGGUUACAAUUGGGGUGUGUGUAUAUCCUAGGGGAGAUGCAGGUGUCUGUACCAUUUUUUUUUUCUGAAUUUUGAUCAAUAAAUAGAGAUGAAUGUGUAACAUGGUUUUAUCAA